Molecule: messenger RNA, 240 nt
Organism: Cooperia oncophora
Lineage: Eukaryota; Metazoa; Nematoda; Chromadorea; Rhabditida; Trichostrongylidae
Source: the annotation of a GenBank genome assembly
AUGGAAAUGGUCUAUCAGCGAUCCCAAGAAUUGAAGCUGAGGAAUUCAAAACCGCUUGUUGGUGUGCAAAUCGCCUUCACGUUAUUGGUGUCGUGUGUUGGUGGUCUCUUUGUUCAAGUUGCUGGCUCUGCCCAUUUCGAUCCGCUGAUCUGGCCGGUAUUCUUCAAUAUCGUAGCAGACGGGCCUUUCACUAUGCCUCACUCAAAACAGUGGGCUGGCAUCAGCGGACGAGAUACUUGA